AACGGUUAAAAUUAGUUCGUCCGAUAUUGACGAUCGUUAGAGUGUCGAAUAUUUGCUGUCGCGCGCACCUUAAAAAAAAAAACCGACAGAAUCAGUAACGAUCUUGCAGCCCAUCAGAAGCAAUGUGGCCCUAAGAUGAGUAUCAAGCAUCAAUGGAAGCCAUCGUUCAGGAUAUACGGGUUGAUUCUCAUCUUUUGGGUUGCCUGGGCCGAAGGACAGAGCUCCAAAACGGAGGUUAAUGUGGCAUCUACGGCUUAUACCCUUCGCUUUACUUUAAACGAUGAUACGGAGUACUCCAUCAGUGGUGUCACCUGCCGCAAUUCCAGUGGAAAGGAAACGAUAGCCAAUCAGGAUAAUGUAUGCGAAAGCCUCGAUCCAUGUACCUUUUACACCUGUGUGGUGUCCUUUCGAACCAAUGUAGCCGAAAGGCCACCACCUUCCGAACAGAUUAUUUAUGCCUACACGGAGUAUAAACAGCCUAGAACCACUGUUAAAUCACUGGAGCCCACGUCGCAUACCAUCAAGAUAUCCUGGCAGACAACCGAUCGAGCUUGUGUGGAAAACUUUGAAAUCAAUGCCAAGGCUUCGGCCACGGGCUUCGGCUUCAACGUCGUCCAGCUGAACGAGAAGAGUACUUACACCUUCGACCAAAAUAUUAAGGCCUGCCUCACCCACGAAAUCACCCUCGUGACCCGAAACAAUGCCAGUCAAGUGGUGGACACAGACGUUAAUACGGUGGACACACUGUACGCAGAGCCGGGAGAUCUCUCGAUGAACGUCACUAACCUGGCCAACGGCAUUACGAUGAUAACUUGGAACGAUCCCAUCGAGGAGUACUGCAUCAGCAACUAUGAGUUCAAGUGGCGGCGUGACGACUGCCCGAAGGACACAAAUCCGGAGGAGAGCACUACAAUGGAGCCCACCACUCUGACCACCCCUGACAUGGACUACGACCUGAGUACCACCACGGAAACGACCGCUUCACCUUCAGAACCAGACGAUGGCAAGGUGGAAUGUAACUGGAGUGAAUCUACCUCCGACGGCAAGCUUCGAGAGUACUUGCUGAUGGACCUGCAAGGAUGUGAGCCAUACACCUUCGAGAUUUUCAUAAAUGAGAAUUUGACGUCUAAGGCUUCACAACAGUUUACAUCGGCUGAAAAAGUUCCCAGUGUGGUUUAUGAACCCACACUAAGUGCAGAUCCCAAUAAAAUGGGAGAGUUGAGCUGGACGUGGUCGGAGCCGCAGGAUCAUCCAAAAUGUGUGGCCAACUAUAGUGUAAGCCUGACUGGACCCAGUCAGCGUUCGGUUAAGGUAUCCGAGGACUUGGUGACCGAGGAAAAAACGGCUGUAUUCGAAAAUCUAGACCCGUGUGGAAUCUACACUGUGGGAAUAGUGCCGAUUAUGUUGAAUGGAAGCAGUGGGGCCUCUUAUAAAGGAGAGGGCACAGUUCAAGAAGCUCGGCCAACCCAGAUCUUAGAACCGGUGGUAACACCAGAUUCGUUUUCGCUGGAACUGAGUUGGGAUAUACCCGCCUAUGCGGAUCUGUGCAUCGAUGGCUAUCGCCUGUCUGGCUGGACGGAGGACGAGCCCAUUGUGGAGGGCCUCAGUGUCACCACAAAAAAUACAAAUGUGUCCUACUCGAAUCUGGUCGCCUGUGAGAUGUACACAAUCCAAAUCAUUCCGUACACCAGGGGAAGUCAGGAUGGAGACCCGAGACAGGUUGACGCUGAGAUGCGACCAGCGAUUGUUUCCAGUUCAAAAAUCAAGUUUGAAGUGUUGACUGGCAGUACUAGCUCCCACAGUCUGGAGCUAAGCGCUUUCAAUAAUGAUUACAACAACUCCUGCCCGACCAUCUAUGCUUUUUUUGAAUGCAAAACAACUGAUAAUGUUCCCAACAAACAAGCUGAUCGUUACGUCGAAGGACACACUCAAAGAGGUUUCCAGGCGGUUGUUAGCCCACUUUCCCCGUCCACCACUUACGUUUGUUAUGUGACACUUUACAAUGUGGCCGGGCCCUCGGAAGUGCUUAGCAGGGCCGGGAUCUCAACAGCAAACUAUUUUCCUGAGAGGCCGGAGAAUUUACACAACGAACACAGGACGACUAACAGUCUCCAGUUCAGCUGGGAUCCACCCACCUAUCUAAACGGAGCUCUUAAGUUCUACCAGGUGUUCCUAAUGCUCCACGAAGCCAACUACUUUAUGCCCGAAGAUUGCACCAUCGAUGAGUGGUCCAAGUCGGAGACCAAUGCCCUAACCACUUCCAACUAUUCAGCGUUAUCGCCAGGAAUGAAGUACAUGAUCCAGGUGGCUGCUCAGAAUGAUUUCGGAAUGGGUGACUACACAGCUCCUGUAAUUGGCAUUACUCUGCCCACCGUCUCUGACAACGUUACCCAGUUGACUGUAGCACCAAUGGGUCCCUAUCCGGAUCCCAACCUUCAGUACUUCGCCAACGUGACCAUCACAUGGACAGUGCCCUGCAGGUCGAAUGGCGAGAUCGAGUACUUCCUGCUUGUCUUCAGUGGAACUCGAAAAAAUCACGAGAAUAUCGCGUUUAAUCGCACGGUUCAGUUGGAUACAGAAAACAAAAAGGGUCGGAUGUCCUACACGGAGACAGAUAUGCAGCCGGAGUACGACUAUAGGGUGCUGGUGGCAGUCAAGAACCUCGAUGUGGAUCAACUGAGUUACGGAGUGCCCGGCCAGUGGCAGUCGCCAGCAGGAUUACCAUCACGCCUGGGGGACGAGCUGGUGGGUCAGAUGCGGGUGAAAACCGAGGAAACGAAUCAUCCAACUAAAUCGGCGGUGGUCCGUCUUCCAGCCAGCAUCAUGAACUCCGAAUCGGGUGACAUCCAAUACGUUGCCCUGUUGGUCUCGCAGAAGAACUGCGCCGGAACGUCACAGCCGGAGUUGGGAUUCGAGGUGUCCAAGGAGUGGCCCAACUCGCUGACCUACGAAGAGGCAGGUGGCGAUGGCAGCGGCGGUUGCGUUGCCCAGUACCAGACAACACCCUUUUACUGGAAACCUGUGGCCACUGUCCGGUACCGCCGGAGCACUGACAACACCACGGACUCUGACUCCGAAAUUGUAUUUACCAUCGGCGAAGACAAGUGUCCCAACGCUGAUCGAUUCUGCAACGGGCCUUUGCUGGCGGACACGGAGUAUUAUCUGGUAGUGCGAUUGUUCACCUCGUCCGGAUACAGUGAUGCUGCUCUCCUGGAGUUCAAAACUGAGGCAGCCAUCAAGGUUACCUUGAUCCUGGUCAGCGUUUGCUCUUGCCUGCUCCUGGCGUUUGUGAUCGGAUUGGUGGUCUUGUGGGUUCGGAAACGUAUUGCUUGGCACCGUGACUCUGGCCAAGGAAUCGAGGAUCCUUUUGGCAACAUCAUUGCCAAGAACUUUGCCAUUUUCUAUGCCGAGGUGGCCAAGCCAGAAAAAUUGGCUCGGGAGUUCAAAGAGAUCACCGUUGCCGCCGUUGUACUGAGCUAUGCAGCUUCGGAGUUGGGUUGCCAUAAGAAUCGCUACGCAGACAUAUAUCCUUAUGACAAGAACCGCGUUAUACUGGACAUAGAUGCGGAAGGCUCGGACUAUAUCAAUGCCUCCUUUGUGGACGGUCAUACUCGGAAAAAAGAAUAUAUAGCCACACAGGGACCAAAACCGGAGAGCGUAAUGGACUUUUGGCGCAUGGUGCUUCAGUAUAAUGUACGGAUUAUUGUGCAGGUCACCCAAUUCCGCGAAGGCAACAUAAUCAAAUGCCACGAGUACUUUCCCUAUACCAUGCGAGGAUUAACCGUCACGGUGAAGAGCAAGGAAAGCUUUGACCUUUACGACCGCACUGAGCUAACAGUGGUCCAUGAAAAGUACGGCUUCAAGGAGAAGGUGGUCCACUUUUACUUCAAGAAGUGGCCAGAUCAUGGGGUUCCAGAAGAUCCAAUGCACCUGAUCACCUUUGUGAAGAAGGUAAAGUCGGAGCGGCGCCCCAAUUUCUCGCCCAUUGUGGUCCAUUGCAGUGCCGGGGUGGGUAGGACAGGGACCUUUAUUGGUCUGGACAUAAUCAUGCAGCGUCUGAAGAGCGAGUCCAAGAUCAACAUCUUCGAGACGGUGAAGAAGCUGAGGUUUCAACGCAUGAAGAUGGUGCAGACCCUCCAGCAGUACACCUUCCUCUAUGCCUGCACCUACGAACUGGUGAAGCACAAGAUUCCCCGGGCGGCUCUAAAGCUUGAAGGUCGUCCCAAGCCGCUUAAUGGGACUGUUCCUGCUCUUUCCGCACCCAAGAAAGUGAGCUUUCCAGACGUGGAAGCCAGUGCCCAUAGCGACUCCGAAGCGCCAGUGGUGACUGCCCCAUACCCGAACCAGGAAGUAGAUGUGCCUGUUCUGCAGCUACCUGCUCGGUAUUCUGGUCAGCGGAACGGUGGUCCUCAAGCCGACACAAUCAGCAUUACGAGCACCAAUAUGUGAGGCAGAAAAUGACAUAACCUGUAUAUUAAUUGUAUUUGUAUUAUGCGACCACAAUUUAUGUGCAAUAAUAGCCAAAGAAAUGUGACUAAAUCGUAGAAAAUGGAUCUUCAAAAUGGAGCUUUACAACUAAAUAAUUUUUGUUUUUACCCUUGUAUUUAUAAACAAAUGCCUAUUAUCGCCAAA
Drosophila bipectinata is the source of this 4632-nucleotide messenger RNA. It is a transcript of the gene Ptp52F, whose product is annotated as Protein tyrosine phosphatase 52F. Gene Ontology annotation, biological process: protein dephosphorylation. The record is from RefSeq and is a predicted model, not a curated record. NCBI's taxonomy places the organism in Eukaryota, Metazoa, Arthropoda, Insecta, Diptera, Drosophilidae. Gene Ontology annotation, molecular function: protein binding; protein tyrosine phosphatase activity.